Messenger RNA from Sclerotinia sclerotiorum 1980 UF-70, 1203 nucleotides. RefSeq lists its product with no specific name. The transcript has a single exon. The record is from RefSeq and is a predicted model, not a curated record. Lineage: Eukaryota; Fungi; Ascomycota; Leotiomycetes; Helotiales; Sclerotiniaceae. The coding region runs from base 1 to 1203 and encodes 400 amino acids.
AUGCCUUCUGAAGAUGCAACACACAAGUCACCAAGAAUCCACGACAUAGACACAUCAUCUGCUGCCGGUGUCUCUGGUCCGUUUUGGGAUGCAUCCGAUCGUUGCUUCUGGCUGAUGAACAAUCGUCAAAUUUACACCCAUCCUGAAAACUAUAGCGGAAGUUCUGCUUGUGCAACUAUCGCCUCCGCUAAUCCAGAUUCUGCUUACCCGUCCGGCUGGUCUAGGGGUCAACGUACACGUUCGUUAUCAGGUUCCGAUACUUCACCAAAUUCAGCAUCACAUGAAUCCAAACGCAUUCGUCCAGAUUCUUUGGGCGGUGUACCUGUAAAGAGUACAGGUUCCAAACAGUAUUCGCGACGGGGCACCCCAGAACAACAGCGCAAAUUUCCACAAUAUGACUUGUCCAAUCUUCCACCUCCCCCCCCUUUCCCUCCUCAACGAUCUCAUUCAGUUCGCUUUUCCCCGGAAAUAUCUUACUCUGAUGACCAUGUGAGAAACCGUAACCCAGGAGCAUCCCAACCCAGCUUCCCUCAACGUUCCCAAUCUGUCCGAAUCUCUAACGAGCGUGAGCAAAUCUUCACUCGCUCUAGCAGUCAAUCGCCUUCUACCUCUUCAUAUUCCCACCACAAACCCCUCCCUACUCGUACCCACUCAACCUCAUCCUCACCUACACCCUCAACCUCAACCUCAAACUCCAACCCCAUACCAACUUCAGCACUAAAACACACCACAACAAACACCACAACCUACAGCACUCUCCCCCCAAGCACGCGCUACACACCCCCCCGCUACCUCCACGACCUCGAACACGAAGACGAAGAUUUCUCCUCCUCUGCCUCUGCCUCCUCCAUCUCCUCCAUCUACUCCUACAACAAAUCCCCCACCUCCCAUCACUCCCCCCUAUCCACCCGCUCCCGCCACGAAUCCCAACGCCUCCGCACCCACCACCGCCACAUCGAAUACGACUACGACACCGAAAACGAAAUAUCCCCAGCACAGAAAGAAAAGAAACUCCGAAGAUCUGGAUCGGGAUCCGGACAGAAAAAUACGAGUACGGGUAAGCGUGCGCGUACAAAAGAGGAACAGAAGAAACAUGAGAAAACUUUAAAGAGUAUUGGGGAGACGGGGAGGGGAGAUAUGGGACGAGCGGCUUUUAUGACUGCGUUGCCUUUUGUGUGUCUUUUGGCAAAGAUGGCGGCUUGA